AUGGAUAAACCAACGUUCGUCUUCUCGCCGGGUGCCUGGAUCAGCACCGUUUUCUUCGACGCCGUGCGUGAGCAUCUGAAUGACCUCGGUUAUCCUUCCGAGUGCCCCGCGCAUCCCUCUGUCGGUGCAGAGCCCGCUUUCCUGACACUGGAAGACGACGUUGCCUCGCUACGUAGCGUGUUGACGAGUCUGGCAGAUGAAGGGAAGGAUAUUGUUCUGGUUGCACAUUCCUACGGUGGUGUUGUGGCCUCUUCAGCCAGUGAGGGGCUACUGCAGCAUGUCCGCGCAGAGAGCGGGAAGACUGGAGGCAUCGUGCGCAUCGUCUAUCUAGCUGCGUUUGCGCUGGAUAAGGGGCAGAGCUUGUUGGGGAUGCUGGGAGGAGUGCCUUUGCCCCGGAUGAGGAUUGAGGGCGACUACGUUUAUGUGGACAGCACCGAUAUUGGCUACCAGGACCUGCCUGUCGAGCAGCAAGAGAAGUGGAAUGGUAUGACCACGCACACCUCUCGCGCGGUCUUCGCGGGUGAAGCCACCUACGAGCCGUGGCACGAUGUUCCCUGCGCCUAUAUCCUCUGCGAGCAGGACAUGGCACUGCCACCUGCUUUCCAAGAGGGUUUCGCGUCGAAGAUGGGCGGGCCUGAGAUCAUCCACCGACUGCCGAGCUCGCAUUCGCCGUUCUUGAGUAUGCCCGAUCGCCUGGUGAGCGUUCUGGAAGAGAUAGUGAAGGUAUAA
Penicillium paradoxum is the source of this 729-nucleotide messenger RNA. Its product is annotated as alpha/beta hydrolase. Bases 1 to 729 code for a protein of 242 amino acids. The record is from RefSeq and is a predicted model, not a curated record. The transcript has 2 exons. Lineage: Eukaryota; Fungi; Ascomycota; Eurotiomycetes; Eurotiales; Aspergillaceae.